Messenger RNA from Pestalotiopsis fici W106-1, 1686 nucleotides. RefSeq lists its product as uncharacterized. Bases 1 to 1686 code for a protein of 561 amino acids. The transcript is spliced from 5 exons. NCBI's taxonomy places the organism in Eukaryota, Fungi, Ascomycota, Sordariomycetes, Amphisphaeriales, Sporocadaceae. Gene Ontology annotation, molecular function: oxidoreductase activity; copper ion binding. The record is from RefSeq and is a predicted model, not a curated record.
AUGUUUCUCAAAAGUCUUAUUUGUUCCCUGCUCGUAGCUACCAAGGUAGCAGCAGCACCGCAGUCAUCUGCUCCUUCAUUGUCCAAGAGAUGUACAAACUCUGCCGAGGAUCGCAGCUGCUGGGGUGAUUAUGAUAUCUCUACCAACUACUACGAUGAGGCCCCUGAUACCGGCGUCGUUCGUGAAUACUGGUUCAACAUUGUGAACACAACUGCCGCCCCAGAUGGCGUUGAGCGAGUGGUUCUCAGUGUCAAUGGCUCAAUUCCUGGCCCAACCAUUAUCGCAGACUGGGGUGAUACUGUUGUUGUUCAUGUAACCAAUUCCAUGGAGAACAAUGGCUCGAGCAUCCAUUUCCACGGAAUCCGACAGAACUACACCAACCAGAACGAUGGAGUGCCAAGUGUCACCCAGUGCCCCAUUGCACCGGGUGAUUCGUAUACAUACACAUGGAAAGCUUCGCAGUACGGAUCCAGUUGGUACCACUCGCACUUCUAUCUUCAAGCUUGGGACGGCAUCUUCGGUGGCAUUGUCAUCAACGGCCCAGCUACUGCAAACUAUGAUGAAGAUCUUGGUAACCUCUUCCUGAAUGAUUGGUCCCAUCUGACCGCGGACGUGGAGGCUUUGGCCGCCCUGGCCACUGGACCCCCUACGCUUGACAAUGGACUCAUCAACGGUACCAACGUUUAUGAAGACGGCGGCUCACGAUACGAAACUACCUUUGAAGCUGGAAAGCGCUACUUGCUUCGUCUUGUCAACGGUGCCGCGGACACUGUCUUUCAUUUCUCUAUUGACAACCACACGUUGGAAGUUAUUGCUGCCGAUUUCGUGCCCAUUGUUCCCUAUACAACGGACUUUGUAUCCAUCACCAUGGGCCAACGUUACGACGUCAUCGUCACUGCCGACGCGGUAGCAGACAACUACUGGAUGCGCGCCCUAAUUCAGACGGCCUGCAGUGACAAUGCCAACCCCGACAACGUACGGGGCAUCAUUCGCUACGACAGCACAUCUACCGACGACCCGACCUCGACGGCCUGGGCCGACGCCACCACGGACGGGACAUGCUACGAUGAGGACAUGUCGCAGCUUGUUCCCUACGUGCCCAUUACCGCCUCCAGCGAUCCCGACUUUACCGACGACUUUAAUGUCAAGAUCGUCAUUGGAGACAAUGGCGUGCUCUGGGAGAUGGGCUCCUCGUCCUUUGUGAGCCAGUGGGACAACCCGACGCUACUCCAGGUCGAGGAGGGCAAUGAUACCUUCUCCGACGCCCAACAGGUCUAUGCUUUCCCCGAUGCGAAUCAGUGGGUUUACUGGGUGAUCCAGACCACCAACAAUGCAGUGCACCCUAUGCAUCUACACGGCCAUGACUUCUGGAUUCUCGGCCAAGGACUUGGAACUUACGAUGCGGAGACCGCCAACCUGACCUAUGCCAACCCGCCUCGAAGAGACGUGGUCCAGCUCCCUGGAGCCGGCUACGUGGUCAUCGCCUUUUACACUGACAACCCUGGAGUCUGGCUCAUGCACUGCCACAUUGCCUGGCACACCUCUGAAGGUCUCGCGGUACAGGUUCUAGAGCGAGAGUCGGAGAUCGGUGCCUUGAUCGACGCAGACGUGAUGAGUUCGACGUGCUCUGCCUGGGAUGACUAUACUUCAGAGGACGAUGUCAUUCAGGACGAUUCCGGAAUAUAA